This is a messenger RNA of Cyphellophora attinorum, 1353 nucleotides long. RefSeq names its product Acetylornithine aminotransferase, mitochondrial. Gene Ontology annotation, molecular function: identical protein binding; pyridoxal phosphate binding; transaminase activity. Gene Ontology annotation, cellular component: mitochondrial matrix. The record is from RefSeq and is a predicted model, not a curated record. Lineage: Eukaryota; Fungi; Ascomycota; Eurotiomycetes; Chaetothyriales; Cyphellophoraceae. Bases 1 to 1353 code for a protein of 450 amino acids. The transcript has 3 exons.
AUGUCCAGGCACGUCGCCAGCCGAGUGCUCGCCCGAGCAGCCCGCUCCCAGACCACCACCUUCCCACCACGCUCGAUACGACAGUAUGCCGUCGCAGCCGCAGUACCUACCUCCUCAUCCAUUCCCUCUGCACACUCACCGCAGAUACAACAUGAGAAGACUGUACCCAACCCCGACCCAGCACCCGACUCCCCCACCUCGGCCUUCCUCAACCAGAGCACACCGUACAUGGUCCCCACCUACGUCCGACCGCCGCCAAUGAUGGUCAGUGGAAGUGGCUGCACACUUUACGACAAUGAGAACCAUGCCUAUCUCGACUUCACAGCAGGAAUAGCAGUCAACAGCCUGGGCCACGCCGACCCUGCCCUCACACGAAUUAUAGAGAACCAAGCCAAUACCCUCAUACAUGCCUCCAACCUCUAUCACAACCCAUGGACGCCCACACUGUCCAAGCUGCUAGUCGAAGAGACAGCCAAACAGUCGCCCACAUCAUCCCAACUCACCCAAGUCUUCAUCUCCAACUCCGGCAGCGAAGCCAACGAAGCAGCCUCAAAUUCGCCCGGAAAGUCGCCUACGCCAGAGAUCCCAACAGCACUCAACGGGAAAUCCACCUUUCGGCCUAUGCUCCCGGGCUUCCGCUACGGAACCUUCAACGACACGUCCGCUCUCGAUUCACUCAUCACAAGGGACACCGCUGGCGUGAUCAUCGAGCCCAUCCAAGGCGAAGGUGGCAUCAACGUCGCCACUCCAGAGUUCCUCCAAGCUCUCCGCAAACGCUGCGAUGAGGUAAACGCAGUCCUCAUCUUUGACGAGAUCCAAUGCGGUCUCUCCCGCACCGGCGACCUAUGGGCACACACCGCUUCCGGCGUGCAGCCAGACAUCCUCACCACAGCGAAAGCACUCGGCAACGGCAUCCCCAUCGGCGCUACCCUGGUCCACGGCACAACCGUGGCCCCCCACAUCAAGACCGGCGACCACGGAACCACCUUCGGCGGCAACCCGCUCGCUUGCAGAGUCGCCCACCAUAUCUUCACGCGCCUGAGCGACCCAGCCCUACAAGAAGAAGUCAGGAUCAAGAGCACACUGUUCCUGAGCGCGUUCGAGACCAUGAAGCUGAAAUACCCCGACGUCCUCUCCGAAGUCCGUGGUCGUGGCUUGAUAGUUGGCUACCAGCUGACUGACUCGGCGAAAGCCAAAGCUAGGGACGGCGUUCUCCGCAUCGUCCCGCCGCUGGUCAUCAGUGCGGAAGAGAUUAAUCGGGGGCUGGAUAUACUCGACCAGGCAAUGGCGGUGGUCUUCAAGACGGAGCAGGAUGUAGGUGAGACAAGGGGACAGCAGGAGAUGGCGCGGUGA